Molecule: messenger RNA, 3854 nt
Organism: Halichondria panicea
Lineage: Eukaryota; Metazoa; Porifera; Demospongiae; Suberitida; Halichondriidae
Exons: 9
Coding region: 1833-2702 (289 amino acids)
Cellular component (GO): membrane
Source: RefSeq, a predicted model, not a curated record
GCUCUGCAUGUCAUUAAUUAUUGACAAAGCUAACUGAUAUACUGCAACAUAUAUGUAUGAUUGAAACUCUUAGGUAUAGAGCUAUAGGAUGAACUUGUCACUAGUACUGUGUGUUCUACUACUGACUAUAUGCAACCACUUAAACAAUACUUGCGUGGGAAGUAAUGACAUUGGUAACAUUAGACUGGUGGAACCAAGGCACACCAUAAAUGAUGGUGCAGUACAAAUCUGUAAUCAGUUCACGCACAUUAGCAACGCAUCACUAAUUGCUUGGUGUUACUUAAACAGUACAGAAAGUUGGAACACGACUGCUGCUAGAGUAGCAUGCAGGCAACUGGGACUACAGAAUUCAGCUCCCACAAUACUCAUGAUUACACUACAGCGAUUGGUCCUGAAAAAUAUAGUUAUUAGACCAGUAACUUGUAGCAGGACAGAAGAUCAACUACGCGAUUGCUUGAGGGACCAGUAUAAUAUCACCAUUAACACAGAUUCAGCAAUAGUUGCUGGAUUGAGUUGCACUGGAGAUGUAGGCAAAAACGGCAGCACUGGUGUUUUGGACGCCAUUACUGGGAUCCUGAUGGUGGUUGCUUUGAUAGCUCUGGUAGCCGUGGUUACAGCAUGGAUAAUUAGUUGUGUAUACGCAAAAAAGUUUGUUUGAAUUUCACUAAUAAGCACUGUAAUAUCAUAUUAUGACACGCAGCCACGCCCCUAAACCAUCGACUAACUUGGCUGCCCCAAUAUUAACCAACCCAGUAUAUGGUAUGGGCCCAGGGACUCAAGAGGACAGCUCUGUUGGUCCCACAUAUGAGCAAAUUGAUGACGCUGGGAAUAGAUAUGAUGUCAUCAGAAACAGAGCUGAUCCUGUAACAAAUGGAGAACAUACGUACAAUGUACUACACCAAAUUGGGAGGUCAGGUGAUAGUCACAUGACUGAGGCAAACACCACCCCCCAGGAUUAUGAGGUUCCAACAUAACAAGUGAAGAAAGCAGUUAAACAAACGUCACAGUUUAUAUUACCACUUGCAAGUCAGACAAACGACUUCAAAACUUUACGUUACAUAAUUAUCAUUACUCUUUAAAUGUACUGUCUCUGCUUUACUGACAAUUUAUCACUCAGUUCAUUAAUUAAUGAUUGUGCCACUGACAGGAUAGGCAGUGGUGGCAAUGGCAGAGGUGGAGGAGAUCUCAAAGUACAUUUGAGUGUGGGAGGGAACACAAACAUACUUAAAGAUUUCAGUCAUUACUUGCUGUGUACUAUUUGCAUGAUUGAUAUGAAGUGACUGUAUACCUUAUUUAGAAAGUUUAAUGAAGUGUUUGGGCAAUUAGUAGACAUACAGUGUUUACUAUUCACUACCAACUAUGAGAUCUCUACUGCUGCUACUGAUCACGAUAUAACCUUGUUUCAAGGAUAUAGCUAUGGAUACCGCUAUACAUACCACGCCAUGGUGGACAAUACAUUAUCCGCUAUAGAUGAUUGCAAUGAACCGGGUGAGCUUCGCUGGACAACCAGGGAACUGUGAAUACAAGUCUGUACAGCAUUGUCUACAACAAUGGACAUAUUGGACAAGCACGAUUAGGGAGUUGAUCCUGUAACAAGUGGAGAACACCACACUAGGAGGUCAGGUGAUAUAGUCACAUGACUAUGACCCCUCAAGAUUACGAGGUUCCUACGUCAGACAAUUGAACCCUGUUUAUGCUAAACACAAAUAAAAUGACAACAAAAUUUAUACAGAUAGUGAAAACAAUCUUGUCAUACAUAAUUACGCUAACUGUUAUUUUAACAUAAUUAUAUAAACACACCAUUCUCUACUGGGAAGGAUAGUAGCUAUAAGAUGAAUCUGCCACUGGUACUUUGUGUUCUACUCCUGAGUAUAGACAAGGGACAGUGCAACCACUUAAACAAUAGUUGCUAUAGAAAUGAAGAUAUUGGUAACAUUAGAGUGAUGGAACCAAGGCACACCAUAAAUGAUGGUGCAGUACAAAUCUGUAACCGGUUCAUGUAUAUACAACAUAACUUGGCACAACUUACUUGGAGUUACUUGAACAGUACAGAGAGUUGGAACACGACUGCUGCUAGAGUAGCAUGCAGGCAACUGGGACUACCACACUCAGUUCCCACAGUAACCACGAUUACACUAGAGUCAUUUGGGAAUGUAGUUACUAGACCAGUGACUUGUAAUGGGACAGAAGAUCAACUACGCGAUUGCUUGAGAGGCCAGUAUAAUAUCAGUAUUACAGUUUCAGCAAUGGUUGCUGGAUUGAGUUGCAUCAACGAAGUAACUGCUACUAAUGAGACAUUGCCAGUCAUGAGUACUAGUGGGACAUUAGGAGCACUCAUUGGUCUAUUGGCAGCUGCUCUAGUGGUGGUUGUCACUGAAUGGAUUGUGUCGUGUGUUUACUUACAGAGGAAAAUAAACAAGCAAGGCAGUGACCACACCCACAGUACACCACCCUGUAUCAACAAUCCCGACCUUCAACACAAUCCAGCAUACACCCACACAACAGCUGCCUCUACAAGUGACCCCACCCUCCAACGUAAUCCAGUAUAUGAUUGGUCGACCACUGUCUCACACACUACGCACAACUCUCUGGAAUCAUCCUACGAGAUGGUCAGUGGUAGUGAUGGGGUGGGGCAUAGCUAUGAUGUCAUCAGUCCAAGAGGUGCUCGUAAUACAAGCAAUGAAAGAGGAUCACAUGAUUAAGCUUCAGAAGAGGAUGUAUUGAACCAAGAGCUAGGGGUGAUACAUUAUCAGUGAUUAAUUAUGACAACUAUAAUAAUAAGUUUGCACUAGACUAGACCUGAAUUUUAUUCAAUGAAACAUUUUUUCUGGAAUGUAACUGACAACGAUUGGGAUGGCUAGAACAAGUAGGUCAUCAUAAUUAUGAUAGAUAAACGUAGCACUAAUUGACACCUUUUGGUUUCAUUGUGACUAUAAGUGAGUUCUAUCUACAAAGAGAUAGCACUAGGUGAUCAGACAUGAGGACACUGUUUCAAAUCAGUGUGCUACUAUUGACACUACAGAGAGGGACAUCAACAGGUAGGUACUACAAGAACAAGUGACUGUAACAGUUUUAUUGCUUUGUAGAUAGUUGUCUUCCUCAAGAUCACUGAUUUACUGGUCCAAGAAGCAUAAAAAAUGAGGGAGCUGUUCAACUGUGUGUCCAAACUAGUGAGACCAAAUCUCUGGUUCUAUACAUAUACAGACUCAGCAUGGUUAGACAAAUAAUCGCAAAGCCGCAAAAAUAGCAUGUAAAGAACUGGGCCUGAGUUACACAGGUAAGCUACAGAAUACACUGCAAAGAAUUAAUGCAUGGCUUUAUAGUUCACCUAGAGUAUCCAACAACAUGCAUAUAAAUAGGAGUAAGUCAUACUUUUUGUUUAAACAGGUAUCAGAGCAAGCACAGUCUGGCUAACGAAAUAUGCUGAGACAGUAACAACACAAAUUAAUUGUAACAAUGAGGCUGAGAAGUUUACAGAAUGUUUCCCUCGUCCGUUAGUAAUAGAAUACAGGAGUCAAGUUGCUGGACUGACUUGUAACUGCAUAGAAGGAGCCCUACGACUAGUGGAUGGCUCCAGCUACAAUGAGGGACGAGUGGAGGUGUGCUCCAAUGGUACCUAGGGUACUGUGUGUGGUGAUGGAUGGACAGAGAGAGAAGCUGCUCUAGUGUGUAGUAGACUGGGGUAUCCUGCAACAAGUAGGUCAACGUACUAACUACAAUCUAUGGAAAUUGUAUACUUUUAUCAGUCCAAGAGGUGCUCGUAAUACAAGCAAUGAAAGAGGAUCACAGGAUUAAGCUUCGGAGGAGGCAUACGAUGUACUGGACCACUCUGCUAAGGGGUGAUACAUUAUUAU